AUGUCAAUUUAUAGACGCUUAUUUCGUAUCGUCUCUGCGACGCUCUUUUCCUUUCUCUCCAUUAUUCUUUUGGCCUUGACAGUUCUCUCCCCUGCAGACAUAAUCUAUCAGUCCCGUCGAAACAACGGUCUAGGCAAUAUCUUUGCCGUCAGUAUAGUAUAUUUACUUACCCUGUCAUUCUCAUUUGUGAUAUAUGCCGGCCGCUUGUUUACGAACCGCGGCGUUUUCGCUGCAAUCCCAAAACCAUGGAUUCCUGUCGAGAAAGCAGAUGUGCCGACGACCGUCAGAAGGCUCGUCGUUGAAGGCUUUCUCCGAAGCUCUGUCAUCGCCCAGCAGGCCCGGCCAAGGGAUAUUACCCAGGAUGAUACCUCUCAUCUUGACCAGUCCCUUCUGAUUCCGAGCAAUCAAGAGCCUCCGUGGGGUACAAUUUCACAUGCAGGCUGGACUGCACCACAUUGUCCGGAUCUUCCAAACCAGGAAUUUGAAGCAGUCAUCAAAGAACUUCCCCAUUUAAUAGAGGCCAAAGCUGUAUCUCUAGCACCCAUGGACCCUAGGUCAGCUUCGCGACUGGGCCAUCAAGCGUUUGAUAACUCUCAGGAGGAUGAGAGGAGACGAGAAGUUCCGGAUAAACGCGUCGUCGAGGUACUGCAGAGGCCACCGAAUGCGUGUCUCCGCGACUACUUGAAUCACCUCAACCACCUCAACCUGAUUGAUCCCCCUCAUCUAAUCGGGGAUUUCCUUCGGUUGUACGAAUGUUCACGGUUCUCAGCGCGGCCGCUUGAGGAGGGCGAAUUUCGCGAGAUGAUGGGGCUCUUUGCUGAAAUUUUACGGAGCAUGAAAGAAAUUGACCCAGCCAUCCUUUCAGAACUACAGUCAACGGAGUCAUCGGAGGGUAGAGGAUCGGUUAUCGGCCCAAGUUCGUUUUACGGACCUAGACCUGUCUUUUCAAGCUCCGACCCAUCCUUUGUAUCCUUUGCGGAGAACACAGGACUUCGGCCAUCCCGCUCAUGGUAUUCUUCAAUUUACUCGGCUUCCGACAAGAGCAGCUUCCGCCUCGAGACAAAUGACACACGCAGUGUGCGGGCACGACGGACACCAUCCACCAGGUCACUACAGUUAAUGCGUUCGAAUGCCUCCAUCAACUCCGGAGAGAGUGUCAUCCACCGCACGGUUUCUCAUGUGUGA
Molecule: messenger RNA, 1185 nt
Organism: Nannizzia gypsea CBS 118893
Lineage: Eukaryota; Fungi; Ascomycota; Eurotiomycetes; Onygenales; Arthrodermataceae
Product: sucrase/ferredoxin domain-containing protein
Exons: 1
Coding region: 1-1185 (394 amino acids)
Source: RefSeq, a predicted model, not a curated record